This is a messenger RNA of Ylistrum balloti, 5758 nucleotides long. RefSeq names its product EF-hand domain-containing protein D2-like. The record is from RefSeq and is a predicted model, not a curated record. The transcript has 4 exons. Bases 75 to 680 code for a protein of 201 amino acids. Lineage: Eukaryota; Metazoa; Mollusca; Bivalvia; Pectinida; Pectinidae. Gene Ontology annotation, molecular function: calcium ion binding.
CGAGUGAAAGUGUUCGCGUGUUUUGAACUGUACAGAUAUUUGAACGGAGGGAUAUAACAGGAAAUUAGUGAGAAAUGGCGACGGACGAACUUGCUAAGAAAUUAGAGCGAAGAGUGAAUAUUAAUGAAGCAGGGGAGGACGGUGCAGCACCUGUUUUACCAUCCACACAAGUAUGGAAUCCUUACACAGAAUUCAAGGAGUUUUCACGCAAAGAAAUUCAAGGCUUUCAGAAAACUUUCAACAAAUAUGAUACAGGUAGAGACAAGUUUAUCGACUUUGAGGAGUUAAAAGUAAUGAUGGAGAAAUUGGGAGAAGCACAAACACACCUUGGGCUGAAGGCUAUGAUCAAGGAAGUGGAUGAGGACAAUGACGGAAAAAUUAGUUUCAGGGAGUUCUUGUUGAUAUUUCGGAAGGCUAGAGCAGGAGAGCUUGAGGAGGGAAGUGGCCUGUUUAACCUCUAUCAGAACUUAGAUGAAGUGGAUGUGGACAAGGAGGGCGUAAAGGGCGCUAAAAACUUCUUUGAGGCUAAGAUUGAAAAACAAACUCAGGACAAAAAGUUUGAAGAUGAGAUCAAGAAUGAACAAGAGGAAAAGAAAAGAAUGCAAGAGGAAGCCAUGGAGAGGAAAAAAGCAUUUAAGGAAAAGGCCACCUUUUUUACACAGGCAGCAACUAAUAACUGACCAACCAACUAGAUAUGUCCUGGCUACAAACACUUGUCUGGAUGUGACCUUCUCGUCACCAUUUAUUUGCCACUCGCAUUAUAAAUUUAAGUGAGAGAUCACUGGUUUUGAAAACCAAUAAGGCUUUAAGAAGGAUACAGAUUCUCUUUGCAGUGUGUCAGAUUUGAAAUCAUUAGUGGUAUACUAUCAAAACCAUCAUUGAGCCCGUAUCUGGUAAUAAAACCACAGAUAUCUAUUACAGUUUUAUUAUAAAUAAAGACAAAUUCUAAAUCAUUACAAUGUAGUGCUUCCAUCACCCUAUAAUACAUUAAAUGUUACAUGAUAAUGCCCUGGGCUUAUUUUAGGAUAGCAAUGGUAACAGACGAAAGUUUCACAGGUCUUUCUUAACUUCAGGAAUUUUCUUCAUCUUAAAAACGCCCAUAGGAAAGGUUUACAUUAGUCAAGGAAAUUUCCAGAAAUUGAAGUUUUUCCUUCACCAACAUAAUGCUUUCCUGUAGUAGUUAAGAUUUCCUUAAUUUAAGGAAGGUUAGUGAAACUUGGGUCAGGGGGUCAGAUCCGGUGUGUCUUGUAGCCUGGAUUACUUUAUAUAUAAAUAUAGAAUUUGUAUAAAAUUUUACCUUAUUAAUCCAGCAAUAUGUCCAUGUCUGGUAAUAACCCCACCAACAUCUAUCUCAUUUCAGUAUAAAUUUAUGCAAAUCCAUGGUCUUAUAAUAAACCCAUUCCCUGACUCAGUCAGAUGACAGAUUUUGUCUCAUGGGUUUGUUACUAAAUGAAUAGGACACUACAGGAAGUCAGACCUCUGAAUCCUGUGGAAACUCAUAAUGGUUUUAUCAUAGUAUCAAUUAGACAAAGACUUAAGGAUUAAAUUCUUUUUCAAUAAAGUAUGUAUGAUAUAUCUGAAAGCUUACGAGGGUAUGUAAAUACACUGACUCUUCAGUACUGAACUUAGAUCUGAUUGGUGUUUUACAUAUUUCCCCAUGUUUGAUAUAUAAACGUGUUUUACUGAUUUAAGUAAGAAUCAAUAUGGAGGGCUAGUGUUUUUAUACCUUUAGAUCUCUUACAAAAUGAUCUGUGUACAAAGAAUGAAUGUGUCUGACUGAAUUCAGCUCCUACCUUUCAUAUUAAGUGUUAUUAUUUACCCUUAUAUCAACUGGGGAAAGUAUAUUUGCCUGUUAUUGUAUAUAUGUUGUUAAUAUAUACACUUAACUUUAUAAAUGAAGUGUGAUGUUAAAUGAUAACAAAUAUGGAUGAAACACUUAGUUCACUUUUGAAUGAGAAAUAUAUCUGAGGAAUGAUUGGUCCUUAGAAUACAAUAGUUUUUGUUGUUGAUACAGUGCUAUGAAUGACCUUUAAUUAUACCGUUAAUCUACUGGUAUGCAGUAUUUGUUGGAUAUGAGUGACUAUGAAUCAUACUUUAAAACCAUGCAGUAACUGUCUGAUAUGAGUGACCUUGAAUUAACCUUAAAACUGCUAAGUCUCAGAUAUCAGUCACCUUAAAUCAUAAUUUAGUACCUACUAGAUAUUUGGGGCUUGAGAUCUGUGUUAGACAUCUGAACACCGCAAGAAAUAAAUGACUUUGAAAUCUGUGAUUUAAAUUUCACAAUAUUGUUAUUUCACUUGUAAGCCCACCUUUGUAGCCGUUGUUGUAAUAUUGUCCUCUCUGAUUCCUACACAUGUAAUUUGUAUGCUUGCAGCACUAAGCUACCCACUAGUAUACACUACCUAAUAAACCCUGAUGUAUAUUUAAUUGACUAGUUAAACUGUCAACAGAGCUUCCAUUAUUCCUGUUACUUUUAGUCUACAGGAUGUUAAAGAAUUGACAUUUUAAACAUUCCUUUUAAUCUAGAAUCUCUGAUCAGAUCGUGUUUACUUUUUUUUAUACUGGAGUAACAAAGCAUUUUUAGACAAACAAAUGGAUUUCAUUUUGAUUUUAUAUUUGAUUUGAUAUAUUUUGAAUUAUUUGUUUACACAUUAAAUUAGUGCCAUUAUUCAAUGGUUUCUAUUAAACCUAGUAAUCUCUGUUGUUUAACAACACUUUCAGUACUAUUCAAUACAUGAAACUCUCAAUUCUUAUUAGUUGUCUCCCCUUUACCAUAUUCAGAAUUUGUUUUCUUCUUGAAUAUUCAUACAAUUUGACCAAAUUGUAUUCAAACUUUCAGUUGCUAGUCUACAUGUUUUUUUCUUUUUGUUUUUUCUUUUUCUAAUUUGCUUGUGUUUUUGUUUGGCAUUAUUUUAUUUCUCUUACCGAAGCUGGACACUGUCUAUAGAUACAUGGGUUUUUUUCUCUAAUUGCUUGUUUGUGUAUUUUUUUGGCAUUAUUUUAUUUCUCUUGCCGAAGCUGAACACUGCCUAUAAAUAUGAUUUUUUUUUCUAAUUUGCUUGUGUUUUUGUUUGGCAUUAUUUUAUUUCUCUUACCGAAGCUGGACACUGUCUAUAGAUUUUUCCCUGUCUCUUUUUCAGUCAACCAAACUACCAAAUGAUGUAUUUAUAGCAGCCUUAUAUCUGAUCAACUGUGCAAUUUUUUAAAAAAAAUUCUAACAUACAUGUUAUCAACAUAUUUGAAGUCUUCAAGUUGAAGCAAUGUGAAAUUGAUUAUGAUGUUUCAAUGUUAAAAUUUAAAUUGUUGUUAUUUUUAUAUAUUUUAACCCCAAUGGAAUGAUAAAAAAUUACUGAAAAAGUAUAUAAGUUUUGAUUUUGACAAAUACUUAUUUUCAAAUUUGAGAGUAAAAAAUUGCAAACUUGGCAGUUCUAUGAUAGCAGUAAUGUAGUCAAACUGUAAUCUAACAUCUAUUAAUAAUAUUACUCUUUAACAGAAUAAGCAGUUCUUUAUUUCCCUUUUUUUUUACAUAAUAUAUUGAUCCUACACUGUAGCCUCAUUCUGUGAGUUAGAACAUUCUUGUUUUUAGCAAAAUACAUUUGAAAUCAUUUAUUCAGAGUAUUACUUUUUUAUCACGUAUUCUAGAGCUUCAUUUUGUAAUCUUUUUAUCUUCAGUUUUGUUUUGUAUUUUUUUUUUUUUUUUUGUCUUGAGCUUCAUUUUGUACUCUUAUAUUCUAGGGCUUGCUUUUGUACUCUUAUAUUCUAGGGCUUGAUUUUGUACUCUUAUAUUCUAGGGCUUGAUUUUGUGCUCUUAUAUUCUAGGGCUUGAUUUUGUACUCUUAUAUUCUAGGGCUUCAUUUUGUACUCUUAUAUUCUAGGGCUUGAUUUUGUACUCUUAUAUUCUAGGGCUUCAUUUUGUGAUCUCGUAUUCUGAAUUUUGGUUGAAGGAUUUUGUUCUCCAGGGGUUGGCUUUGUGGGUGUUUAUGCAACUUACACAGAAAGCAUGUGGAUGACUUACUGUUCAAAUGAAUAUGUACAUUUGCCCUAUAUACAUUGAUGUGUAGUUUCUAAUUGAGAGGGAAUGAACUUGAGGUUUGUAUGUUAAUAAAUGUAUAGCUAUGUAGAUAUUGAAGUAUUCCUUAUAACACAUUUAUUGCAAAAUUAUUUGAAUUAAAAAUAUCAAAAACUAUAUACAAUAUAUAAAGAACAGUUUAUUCUAUCUGUGUAAUAUUUUCCUUACUUCUAAUAAUCACCUGAGUUAUUUCAGUCAUUCAGUUUUGUAGAUGGCAUAAAUCAAAAUCAAUUAUAAGUCUCUAUUAGUUUGUAGCAAUUAGGCCAUAUUUGGUAAUGAGUCAACUUAAAAAACAGUACAUUUUUUUUUGUCAAUUUCUAUUUUCCACUCAUGAUAUUUUGCAAAAACAAUGUGGUUGAAUUAGAAAUGCUAGUUUUGGCACCAAAUUGCAUAAUAUGAAUGUUGCAAAAUAAAUUUGUAAUAUGUUCAAUGAAAUAUCAAAACAAUGUUAUUUCACUGUCAGUAAGCCUGCACCCUGACUGAAUAAAAAAAAGGGGGGAUUGGUGGCUUUUACAAGAAAAAUAGUGUAAUACAUGUUAAUUACCUUGAUAACUCACAUGCAGUUAUAGUGUCAGAUUCAAAAAAUCUUUAAGGCUGUUUUUACCAAAAUUCAUGUUUCUGACUUUUUACCAAUUGUCAAUUUACAUAAUAAGAUAUGAGAUGUUUAGAGAACAAAAAUACAUGAUUAUUAGAAUUAUUAAUUUGCUGCAGGAAGUCAUAUGUUACUUUUAUGUCACAACAGAGUUGACAUAUUCUACAGUUUUAAUAAAAUUAAUACAGUGUUGAAUUUAACAUUGACUAAGUAUUGAUGUUAUACAUUCAUUCCAACUGUAAUUAAGAUACCAUAUCAUACAUGUACAUGAAUAUAUGGUGUUUUGAAGAUGUACAUCAAAGUUAUCUUUAAAACAGAAAUCUUAAUGAAAUUUAAAAGUCAAACAUUGAAUUAUACUGUUGAAAAUAAAAUUGGAAGAAAAGUUUCAUGCAAUUUUACAAUAUACCAUUACAUUUAAUCAUACAACUAAAUAGAAAUUAAAAGAAAAAUCUUGCCAUCUGACUUUAUUGAUAUUUUGUUAACUUUAAGAUAUGCCUGCCACACAUGCCAAAGGUGUAAAACUGCAUGGUGCCAGGUAUAAAUGGAAACUUGAAACUUGAAAACUUGUAGAUCAUGAGCGCUUUGGAACCAAGCUGUAUUACUGUGUCGUAUCAUUCUGUGUAGUCAGUACUAAAUAAGUAUAUAAUCAGAGGUGAUGGUGUGUAAUGUAGACAUGGACAUGACUGAUGUUACUGUCAGUAAUAAUCUUUAACAUCCAUUUAUUGAAAUUCUUCGGCUUACUCCAGAAUUAUUAAGGUUUUAUACAACAAAAUACUUCUGACAGGUGCCAUGUCACAAUCAAAUUCACUAGAUCUUAUAAUCAAUUUACAGUUCAACAGCCUGUUAUGUUAUAGGUGUAACGUUGGAGAUAAAAUUCCUUGUCGAAUACAUGACGUCAUGUAUACACUGUACCAUGUAGGUAUUGUAUUUAGACCUGUGUGUGUCAAGUAUACUUUGGUUUUCAUGCUGUUUUAUGGUGUACUGUAUAUAACAAUGUAUUACAAUUAUGAUUUACAUUGAAAUUAUGUGGUGCAGUUUGUAUGCCUACUGUUUUGAUAUUGACAGUUAUUUAAUGACUAUUAUUAAUAAAAAAAAUC